This is a messenger RNA of Helianthus annuus (common sunflower), 1623 nucleotides long. RefSeq names its product polyadenylate-binding protein RBP47. Gene Ontology annotation, molecular function: mRNA binding. The coding region runs from base 76 to 1422 and encodes 448 amino acids. The transcript is spliced from 6 exons. Gene Ontology annotation, cellular component: cytosol. Lineage: Eukaryota; Viridiplantae; Streptophyta; Magnoliopsida; Asterales; Asteraceae. The record is from RefSeq and is a predicted model, not a curated record.
CUUUGACCACUCCUUUUUCCUCUCCAAACAAACCCCUUGUUUCAUCCUCCGCCGCAAUCCUAACCCAUCAUUAAGAUGCAGCAACCCACCGCCACCGCCACCGGAACCACCACCGGCCCCACCACCACCGAACUAACCCCACAACAACAACAACAGCAACAGCAGUGGUUAGCGAUGCAACAAUACCAACAACAACAAUGGUUAGCGAUGCAGCAGUACCCUGCCGCCGCCGCUAUGCACCACCCCGCCAUGAUGUACCAGCAGCCGCCGCCGCAAUACAUGCCUUAUCACUAUCAACAACAACAGCAGUAUCAGCAGCAGGCUCAACACCAUCAUAAUAACAAUCAGAUUCAGGGGUCUAGUGAAGAUAAUAAAACCAUUUGGGUUGGUGAUCUACAACACUGGAUGGAUGAAACUUAUCUUCAAUCUUGCUUUUCCCAGAUCGGAGAGGUACAAUCAAUAAAGAUUAUAAGGAAUAAACAGACGGGUCAAUCCGAGCGUUACGGAUUCAUUGAAUUUCUUUCUCAUUCGGCCGCUGAAAAAGCGAUUCAGAGCUACAACGGGUCGGUAAUGCCGAACACCGAUCAAGUCUUUCGGUUAAACUGGGCGAGUUUUAGUACAGGGGAGAAACGCGGUGACACGGGGUCAGAUUUAUCUAUAUUUGUCGGUGAUUUGGCACCAGAUGUGACCGAUUCAAUUUUGCUUGAAACGUUUGCUAGUCGAUAUCCAUCGGUUAAAGGUGCAAAGGUUGUUGUGGAUACGAAUACUAUGUGUUCAAAAGGUUACGGGUUUGUUAGGUUUAGUGAUGAAAGUGAGAGAUCAAGGGCUAUGAAUGAAAUGAACGGUCAGUAUUGUUCAAGCAGGCCCAUGCGGAUCGGUGUUGCCACACCUAAGAAACCGUCUGGUCAACAACAAUAUGGUCAACAGCAAUUUUCGUCACAAGCUGUGAUAUUAGCUGGUGGAAAUGGUUCAUUUGGUGCCAACAACCAAUCUGAUGAAGAUUCUUCUAACACAACAAUCUUUGUGGGUGGGCUUGACUCCGAAGUCAAUGACGAAGACUUGCGGCAAACUUUUAUUCAGUGUGGCGAGAUUUUAUCGAUCAAAAUACCUGUUGGAAAAGGAUGCGGUUUUGUCAGAUUUGCUAACAGGAGUAGCGCUGAGGAUGCAAUUCAGAACAUGCAUGGCACAGUAAUUGGCAAGCAGACGGUUCGUAUAUCGUGGGGUAAAACUCCAGCUGGCAGACAGCGAAUGGAUUCGAACGGAAACUACCAGGGGAAGCAAGGAUACGGAGGCGGAGGGUACGGAUACGGUUACGGGUACGGUAUGGCACAGAAUCAGGAUUCAGGCAUGUACGGUGGUGAAGCUGCAUCGGGGGGCUAUGGAUCAAACGGGUACGGAAACCAUCAGCAGCCCGUAAGCUAAUGUGGUCGAGGAGUCUGAUACCGUUAUGUUUCUGUUAGUCAAGACUAUGAUGAGAUGAUAUCAAAGACUUAUAUAAUAUUUUCUUUUAUGGUUUAUAAAUGUAACUGGAAGUUAUUUUCAGGUCUUAUAAAGACUUCAAAGUUUUGGGGAUAAUUUGUUAUUUGUGCUCCUGUUUUUGAAUUAUUAUUCAUUGCUUGUUUU